Molecule: messenger RNA, 4826 nt
Organism: Coturnix japonica (Japanese quail)
Lineage: Eukaryota; Metazoa; Chordata; Aves; Galliformes; Phasianidae
Gene: GPATCH8
Product: G-patch domain containing 8
Cellular component (GO): nucleus
Molecular function (GO): nucleic acid binding
Source: RefSeq, a predicted model, not a curated record
AACAUUCCAAAUGAACACAUGCCCAAACCUGGAUCACAAAAUGAGAGCUGUGGGUUGAGUCCAUAUUCUGUGCUAUAGAGCUGACUGUCCUCUUCUCUCCCAGGGCAACCACUUUGACCAGUAUGAAGAAGGGCACCUGGAGAUAGAGCAGGCGUCCCUGGACAAGCCCAUCGAAUCGCCCAGUUUUUAAAGCCAGGAUAAUAUCGGACACCGCUUACUGCAGAAGCAUGGCUGGAAGCUGGGCCAGGGCCUGGGCAAGUCGCUGCAGGGGAGGACGGAUCCCAUCCCAAUUGUCGUCAAGUAUGAUGUCAUGGGCAUGGGGCGCAUGGAGAUGGAGCUGGACUACGCCGAGGAUGCCACUGAGCGGAGGCGAGUGCUGGAAGUGGAGAAGGAAGACACCGAGGAGCUGAGGCAGAAAUACAAGGAUUAUGUGGACAAGGAGAAGGCGAUCGCCAAAGCUUUGGAGGAGCUCAGGGCCAACUUCUACUGUGAACUGUGUGACAAGCAGUACCAUAAACACCAGGAGUUUGACAAUCACAUUAACUCAUACGACCACGCUCACAAGCAGAGGUUGAAGGAUCUCAAGCAAAGGGAGUUUGCUCGUAACGUCUCCUCGAGGUCAAGGAAGGAUGAGAGGAAGCAGGAGAGGGCCCUGCGGCGCCUGCACGAGCUGGCUGAGCAGCGGAGGCAGCCGGAGUGCGCUCCGGGAAGCGGCCCCAUGUUCAGAACCACCACCGUGGCUGUGGAUGAGGAAGGUGGGGACGACGACGACGCUGCGGCCAACAGCAGCUCAUUCACCCCGUCGUGGGGCGCAGGAGGGGAGAUGGGCACAGACAGGGGCUUCCUAAAUGUGGGGCAGGUUGGUGGCAGCACCGUGCCAGGCCAGGCACCGCUGCAGGCAGCGCAAGCCGUCAGCUUUGGCAUGAAGGGUGCACUGGGAACCCCGCUGCAGAAGAUCGGUGUGUCCUUCUCCUUUGCCAAGAAGACUCCGGUGAAGCUGGAGACCAUCGCGUCGGUGUUCAAGGACCACGUGGAUGAAUCGAGUUCUGCAGAUGGAGCAAAAGCUGAUGAGAAAGGGUCCUCAGAUGGAGGGGGGCUGCAGAAAGCCGGAGAGGGAGAAAGCACCAACAGCUCGGAUGGCAAGGGAGAGGAUGACGACCACGACAAGGACAGUGGGUCUCUGGCCACCACGCUGUCUAAGCUGAAAAAGAUGCGGCGAGAGGACGGGCCGACGGCAGUUGAACCAGAAUAUUACCAUUAUAUCCCCCCGGCCCACUGCAAAGUAAAGCCCAACUUCCAGUUCCUGCUCUUCAUGAAGUCCACAGAACAAACGGAAGCUGAAAACGUGAACAAAAAAAAUGCAAAUGAAAUGAGAAAGGGAAAUUCCCCCAAACCCAAACCCAGCAAACACGCAGAGAAGGCGGCUGAGAGCGCAGCGCAGCCCAAGGAGCAGAGCGCACCUGAAAGCAGUGUGCAGCAGGGCAAGGCAGAGCAGAAGGAAGAGAUAGAGGAUGUGAGUGCACAGGAGAACAAGGACCUGGCAGAGAGCAGCCUGCCUGAGCCAGGAGUGCCCGGCGAUGCCGCCCAGCCUGCCCCAAGCUGUAGGGAUGUCCCAGAGGGGCCCAGGCCGCCCCCGGGGCCCUUCAUUCCGGUUCUGAGUAAGGACGAGAGCACCACUCUGCAGUGGCCUUCGGAGCUGAUGAUAUUUACCAAGGCAGAGCCGUCUGUUUCCUACAGCUGCAAUCCUCUGUACUUUGAUUUCAAGCUCUCCCGCAACAAAGAUGCCAAAGGGAAAGGGGCUGAGAAGUGCAAGGAUACAGGUGGGAUGUGCAGGGAGAACAUCCAGAGCGCAGAGCUCGGGGAGGGGAGCAAAGCCAAGGAGCCCGACAGCGUAACCGACGGCUCCGGGGGAGCAGAGAGCAGAUCGAUGUGCCAGGGCCGGCAGGAGGGCAGCCUGCAGGACAGGGACGAGGAGGAGGGUGAAGGUGAUGAGAGCGGGAGGAGCGGGAGCGGCCGGGGUAAAACCGGGAAAUCCCACAAACACAAAAAGAAAAAGAAGCACAAAAAGUCCAGCAGACACAAACGGAAACACAAGGAGGAGCCCGAGGAGAAGAGCCGCAGAACUGACAUGGGAGAGGAGAAACCCAGGAAGAGGAGGCGGCACCGGCACAAAAAGGUGAAGUCUUCCCUUUGUAGCGAGUCGGGGCGGGCGCUGCGGGCUGAGCUGCCUGAGGACUGCGGCCAUGGCCUAAAGAAGCAGCAGCGCAGCUCGCAGGACUCGCAGCGGAAAUCACUGUCGGCAGAGGAGGGCAGCAGCAGCGGCAGGAAGGACGACAGCGGCGCCUCGUGCCCCGAGCGCGGCCCCAAGAAGCGCAGGGCUGCACGACGCCGCUGCCUACAGCGCCGCAGCCGCAGGAGCAGCGCGGACGAGGAGGACAGUGAUGAGGGCUCUGGGGGGAAGCGCUCGCGGGACAGCGACGACUACGGGUCGGGCAGCGAGCGCUCGCGGAGCCGCUCUGCAUCAGGGCGCGGGCACUCGUCGCGGCGAUCAUACUCCAGCAGCUCUGACGCCUCGAGUGAGCGCAGCCGCUACAGCCGCCGCAGGAGCUACAGCGACAGCUACAGCGACUACAGCCAGCGCUCACGGUGCUCCAAGCGCUCACAGGACUCAGAGGAUGAUUCUGACUACAACAGGUCGAAGCGACGCAAGUACUCGUCAUCAGAAGAUUACAGCUCCAGUAGGAGCCGCUCCAGGAGCCGCAGCAGGAGAUCGAGGACGCGCAGCCGGGGCCGCACACGGAGCAGCAGCUGCAGCCGCAGCCGCAGCAAGAGGAGGAGCCGCAGCAUGACGGGGCGCAGCUGGAAGCGCAGCCGCAGCUACAGCCGCGGGCGCAGCACCAGGAGCCACUCGCAGCGCUCGGUGUCCAGGAAGGGCUCGAGGGGCCACGACAGCCCCGAGGAGAGGAGGUCAGGCAGGAGGGACUUCAUCAGGUCCAAGAUCUACCGCUCCCAGUCGCCGCAUUACUUCCGAGCGGCGCGGGGCGAAGGGGCCGUGAAGAAGGAGGAUGGCAAAGCGGAGGAGAGCAGGGGGUCCCAGAACAGCAGCUCGGGCACCAGCCGCACAUCGGAGGGGGACUGCAGCCCCGAGGAGAGGAACUCGGUUACCGCCAAACUGCUGCUGGAGAAGGUGCAGUCCCGCAAGGUGGAGAAGAAGCCCUGUGUCACUGAUGAGGUGCUGCCAGGGGCUGGCAAGGUGGGCAUCAAGCUGAAGGACCCCCCGCAGGGCUACUUCGGCCCCAAGCUGCCGCCUUCCUUGGGCAACAAACCCAUGCUGCCCUUAAUCGGGAAACUGCCGACGGUGCGGAAACCCAAUGCCAGGAGGUACGAGGAGAGCGCGGAGCGCGGCGAGGAGCUGUCGGACUCGGACGGGGCGGAGGACGCGGUGCCGGGUGGGCAACCAUUGCCGGGGGACCCGACCGUGGAGGAGCCAAAGCGGGAGGAGGAGCUGCCCGCUGUGCCCAUGGAGGCGCCGGCGCUGCCCGAGUGCUUCGGCUCUGGGGACCUGGUGCUGCCGCACGCCUUCCUGGCUGCCCCGGGUGAUGCUGAAGCACUGGAGCCCAUGGAUGGCAGCGGGCAGCCCGUGCCCGUGGAGGCGGCCAUGAUGCCGCUGGUCCCCGACGUGGAGCACUUCCCCGGGUACGUGCCGCAGGGCGCCGAGCCCGGCAUGGAGGGGGAGCGCGAUGGCGGGGAGGACUCAUCGCUGGCGCCGCUGGAGAGUCAGCCCAUCACCUUCACACCCGAGGAGAUGGAGAAGUACAGCAAGCUGCAGCAGGCGGCGCAGCAGCACAUCCAGCAGCAGCUCCUGGCCAAGCAGGUCAAGGCUUUCCCCGCGUCGGCUGCUCUGGCCCCGGCGGCUCCUGCCCUGCAGCCCAUACACAUCCCGCAGCCCGCGGCCGCCUCGGCCACGUCCAUCACCACGGUGCAGCACGCCAUCCUGCAGCACCACGCCGCCGCCGCCGCCGCCGCCAUCGGCAUCCACCCACACCCCCACCCGCAGCCCCUGGCCCAGGUGCACCACAUCCCGCAGCCCCACCUGGCGCCCAUCUCCCUGUCCCACCUCACCCACUCCAUCAUCCCGGGUCACCCCGCCACCUUCCUCACCAGCCACCCCAUCCACAUCAUCCCGGCCUCCGCCAUCCAUCCCGCUCCCUUCACCUUCCACCCCGUUCCCCACGCUCUCUACCCGACGCUCCUCGCCCCACGUCCCGCUGCCGCCGCCGCCGCCACCGCGCUGCACCUGCACCCCCUGCUGCACCCCAUCUUCUCAGGGCAGGACCUGCAGCACCCCCCGAGUCACGGCACAUGAAGGGCGGCCGCGGGGGGAACGGUGUCUGUUGUGCUCGGGGUGAAGCUGAGCAGGUGGAAGCUGAGGAUGGGAUUCACGUUCACCUCGAGCAGCCAAAGAAACACGGAGGGGUCGCACGUGUGGGGCGCUGUGACGGGACCGACAAUGGGACGUUGUGGGACCCCCAUGGGCUCAAUGCAUCGACUGGUGGCGCCCCCAGAGGCCUCUGACGGGGCAGUGUUCAAUGGGCUCCAGUGGGACGCUGCAGUGGGACCUGUCUCCAAUUGGGCUCUGGGGGGUCCCUAGAGGACAUGGAAUGGGCUCCAGUGGGACACCGGGUGGCACCUGCGGUGGGCUGUGAGAUGACAUCGGGUUGGACCCCAGGGGGACCCCAAUGGGCUCCAAUUGGACUUCAGUGGGACACCCAGUGAGCUCCAAUGGGACUCAAUGGGAUCCAAUGGGAUCCAAUGGGACUCAAUGG